CUCUUAUCGUCUGCUAUCCACCUCCGUCCCAAUGGACAGUCAUUCUUUUUAUACACGGGCAUUUGCCAGUUAUAUUCGUACUGGCGAAGGCAACCUUAUCCAAUCGUUCGGCUAUGAUAACGUCCGCUUGCAAGAGGCGUGGUUCAAGUUACAACCCGUCUUCGCGACGCAGGAGCCAAGCUUGUGGCAUGUGUUCUCUUACAGGUGGGAGGAUGGAGUACACAUCUCUGUCUAUGAGCUGCAGCAGCCACAGGGGGUGUUCGGCGUGGUAGUACGCGACCUCUCCGCAGAUCGCAAGUCGGACGAAGUCUUUGCUCGAUUACUGCUCAACCACCUGAGUCGGUAUGGCGACGAGCUGACGAAGCCGGUCUGCUGCAAUGGGAAGCUUCUUGCGGAUCGCCUGGUCGAAGUGUUUGAACAAGACCUGCUAUUUCAGCCCCCCGGUUCGCAGUGGGACGCGGUUGGUAGGGUCGCCAUGCGCGAGACCAUAUCAUUUUUCACAUCCCGAGAGCUUCCAGUUGUGAUGUGUCUGCCUGCUUUCCCCUGCAAGUCGUCGAAUCUCAACAAGGUGGGCGGCGUGGGUCCGGAUCGGGGAGAGGAGCUGGCGUUGCGGCGGCUACACGAGGUACUGGGUCGUAUGCAGGAGAUCUACGUCCCUGGGGCAUAUCUCUGCAUCAUCAGUGACGGACAUGUCUUCAGCGACUGCAGUGAGUCGUUCACCCCAAGCUGUGUCUUUUUCCAGUCACACAACCUGAACCGCGCCAUCGACGACAGCAACUGCCAACGCAUCAGCUUCUUAUCGCUGCCCGACCUCCUCGAAGGCGGGCAGACGGGCAACGGCCUCCCCCUCCCAGCCUUGCAGCACCACAUUCCCACCGAUCUGACAGGUGAAUCUGAACUCUGUCGACAGAUGUUGCUGCACAUGUGCGGCUCCAACCCGGACGGCCUCCGCAACCAGAUCCUGAUGCAGAAAAAAGACGUGCUGGCGCUCUACAGGGGGUUUGCACGCUUCAUGCUCGAAGACUUGGAGGAGCACGCGGUGGCGCGGGGGCUCUCUCGCUCGCAGCGCAAAAGGUUGGCCGAGAAGCUGGCCUUCGAGAUGGUUCUGCGCAACCAGGCGUACUCAAACCUAACGGAGCUUUUUCUGCCGCAUUUUCUGCGAUUGUCCAUUCACGCCCACGCCAACCGCGGGCCAAAAUUUGGGAUCUGCCUUUUUGACCGAGCCACGACCCGCCUCAUCCGCCGCGUACACAAGCUCGCCGACGGCCUCGGGAGCUUUGUCGACGAGGCCUCGCCGCACCAACUCCACAUCCCCACCCCCUGGCAUAACUGCGUAUUGCAGUUCGCGGGACACCAGGUUGUCUGUGUGGCGAAAGCCAAGCUCGUCCGGGAUGCCCUGGCUAGCGGUCAGGUGCGCGGGGAUUGGGUGGCGGCCGAUGUGGCGGCGGGUCGCGGGGGUUACUUUGCGCUCAGCUGGGUGGAGGAGGACCUGGUGCAACUGAUACUUUCGGCAUCGUUCCCUCGGUGGCAGGCAUGA
This is a messenger RNA of Aspergillus fijiensis CBS 313.89, 1537 nucleotides long. Its product is annotated as isocyanide synthase family protein. The coding region runs from base 32 to 1537 and encodes 501 amino acids. The record is from RefSeq and is a predicted model, not a curated record. Lineage: Eukaryota; Fungi; Ascomycota; Eurotiomycetes; Eurotiales; Aspergillaceae. The transcript is spliced from 3 exons.